Messenger RNA from Trichoderma gamsii, 1278 nucleotides. RefSeq lists its product as hypothetical. NCBI's taxonomy places the organism in Eukaryota, Fungi, Ascomycota, Sordariomycetes, Hypocreales, Hypocreaceae. The record is from RefSeq and is a predicted model, not a curated record. Bases 1 to 1278 code for a protein of 425 amino acids. The transcript has 2 exons.
AUGCCCGAAGCCGCUGCAAAGUCUCCCAAGACUCCUCGACGGCUCAAGACUGGAGGCGAGCCCCUUCGUCAGGUGCAAUUCCUGAGCCCAGGCAACAGCGCUGAUACUAAGCCCGCGAUUUCUUCCUCCUCCUCCGCUCCUUUUUCUUCCUCCACCACCACUUCCACCACCAGCAACGGCGAGAGCAUCAACGUCAACACCGCAACUCCCGCGCCCGACAACCAGCCCUCGAGCUUCCCACAACUCGGCGUUGCGCCCAACAGCUCGCUCGCCUCUGACCAGUGGCACACGUCCAUUGACCCGACCCAGAGCGUCAAGUUGCCUGGCCAGCCGUUUGCAGGAGGCUUUGCGGCACCCGGCUUUGCACCUGGCUUCACCUGCGCGCCACCGCAGACUCACUUCAGCCCCUUUUCCGCUCUGCCACAGACUUCUGCUGCUCCCUUCACCACCUACGUCGGAUUCCCUCUCCAGCAUCAGCAUCUGCCUCUGUCUCAGCAUCACUUCACCACCGCCGCAAGCAUGGCCGACUAUCAAAACGCAGCGCCGAUGCCCCAUGGCGUCAACUUCCAGCCUCCAGUGCCCGAUACCACAUUUGGGCCCAUUCCCCACGUCUACGUGCCUCGUUUUGACGGCGGCUUCAUGCCCGCUGCUGUUCAAGUCGGUCUCCCUUCGGUACAGUUUGUUUCCGCCCCUGCUGCCUGCUCCACCACCGUCGUGAUGCCAAAGACGUUUUAUUAUUAUAACAACGGCUUCACUUACUAUGCAAGUCGACCCGCAGCGCAAAUGCUUCCUCUCGAUGUGCAGCCAACCGUUGCCGGCAUCCCAGUCGCGCAGUCCAGCUAUGUUGUUGCUCAGCAGCCUGCCGUCGUCCCCCAGCCCUUCGUCGGCCAACAGCCAGUCAUGAUCGGCGGACAGCCGGCUGCUGCUGCUGCCAUCCCCGUUCACCAAAUGCCUGCUGCUGUUCCCGCCAUGGGUCUGUCUGGCGUCGGCGGCAUGCCCGUCUUUACAGGUAACGGUGGCCAAAUCCCCGAUGUGUCUGGUCUGGGCCGUACUCCUGGCGAAGAGACGGUGCGACAGCACCAGUUUGCCCACGCAAACAAGCUGUUCGAACCGCAGGAGUUUAAGCCGUCGGACGAUGACCCAUCCCGUUUCUACUAUGUUCGCGAAGUUGACGGUAAUUGGACUCAGCGCAACCGAUUUACUAUUGACCACCUGGGUGACUGUCGAUGGUAUGUCACCGACGAGGGCUGGUUCUACGCCGUGCGGAUGCCCAAUUAA